This is a messenger RNA of Grosmannia clavigera kw1407, 708 nucleotides long. RefSeq lists its product as uncharacterized. The transcript has 2 exons. NCBI's taxonomy places the organism in Eukaryota, Fungi, Ascomycota, Sordariomycetes, Ophiostomatales, Ophiostomataceae. The coding region runs from base 1 to 708 and encodes 235 amino acids. The record is from RefSeq and is a predicted model, not a curated record.
AUGAAGACCGCAGGGGUCGUCAUUCUCGUCAUCGUCCUGCUGCUGGUUGCCGCCGCAGCGGGCUGGGUUCUCUUUACGCGGCUGCGAGCCCAACGACAGGGGCUCCCGCCGCCGGCGCUCUCUUCGCUCAAUCCGUUCUCCUCCACGUCUUCGUACGGCGUGCAGCCGGCGCCGAGCGGGGUGUCCGGCUGGAUCAGCGACCGUCUGCGUGGCUUCAAGGCCCGGAACAAUCGCACGGCUGCCGGCGCCUAUGAGGGCGGCGUGCCGCAGGCCGCUGGCCGCACGCGCAAUGGCUUUGGCCCGCUCGAUCCGGACGACGCCUGGGACGCGCGCGUCGGCAACGAGGCCGAGGCCUACUACUACAACGAGGAGCAGGAGCUCGGGCUGCAGCCGGCGUAUCCGGGCGCUGCCGGCCUCCACAACAGCAGCCGGCUCGACGUGACCAACACGGCUUAUCUCGGCAGCGGCGGCCUCGGCGGCUCGACCUACGACAUGAACCUGGCCGGGCAAGACCGCGGCCGGUCGCACCCACAGGCCGGCAGAAACCCGUUUGACGACGAGGCUGACGACAGCCAUGUGAAUCUGCGCGGCGUCAGCCCCCGGCCGAUGUCAGACCCGAUUACGGCGACGGCCGGCAGCGGUGCCAAAGACAACACCAAAGCCGACAGCCCAACAGAGCGGAGAUCCAUGUUCCGCGAAAACGUGUAG